Messenger RNA from Sorex fumeus (smoky shrew), 2364 nucleotides. RefSeq names its product tyrosine-protein phosphatase non-receptor type 23-like. The transcript has a single exon. Gene Ontology annotation, cellular component: endosome. Gene Ontology annotation, biological process: protein dephosphorylation; endocytic recycling; early endosome to late endosome transport. Gene Ontology annotation, molecular function: protein binding; protein tyrosine phosphatase activity. The record is from RefSeq and is a predicted model, not a curated record. NCBI's taxonomy places the organism in Eukaryota, Metazoa, Chordata, Mammalia, Eulipotyphla, Soricidae. The annotation marks the transcript as partial.
UGGUACGACAAUUCCAAACUAUUCGAGGAGCAGCUGAAGAAGUAUGACCAGCUGAGGGUCUACCUGGAGCAGAAUCUGGCUGCCCAGGACAACGUUCUCCGGGCACUGACCGAGGCAAAUGUGCAGUACGCGGCCGUGCGGCGGGUGCUCAGCGAGCUGGAUCAGAAAUGGAAUUCCACACUGCAGACCCUGGUGGCCUCCUAUGAAGCCUACGAGGAUUUGAUGAAGAAGUCUCAGGAGGGCAAGGACUUCUAUGCCGACUUGGAGAGCAAGGUGGCGGCUCUCCUGGAGCGGGCACAGUCCACCUGCCAGGCCCGCGAGGCUGCCCGUCAGCAGAUUCUGGACAGGGAGUUGAAGAAGAAGCCGCCACCCCGACCCACAGCCCCGAAGCCACUGCUGCCCCGCAGAGAGGAGGGGGACGCGCUGGAGACAGACCUGCCUGAGGAACUGCGCAGCCUGCCCCCCGACAUGGUGGCCGGCCCCCGGCCUCCUGACACCUUCCUGGGAACGACUGGUCCCCUCCAUUUUCCUCCUGGUCCCUUCCCCACCUCUGCAGGGCCAGGACCCCACUAUCUCCCAGGCCCCUUACCCCCUGGUACCUACCCAGGCCCUGCCCAGAUACUGCAGCCUAGGGUACCUCCAGCCCCCGGGCACCCUGCAAUGGCCAUGGCACCUAGACCUGCCCUCUACUCAGCUCCCGGCUAUACACCAGAGCUGGGCCUGGUGCCCCGUUCCUCCCCGCAACAUGGUGUGGUGAGCGGCCCCUACGGGAGGGUUGGGCACCCCCAGCCCAGUGCAGGCCUGCCCUCAGCCCCACCCUCCCAGUUCUCAGGCCCUGAAUUGGCUCUGGGGGUUCGGCCAGCCACCACCACAGUAGAUAGCAUCCAGGCCCCCAUUUCUAGUCACACGGCACCACAAGCAAACCCAGUCCCUGCCCCUCCCCCGCAGCCUUGCUUCCCUGUGCCACCACAGCCUCUGCCUGUUCCUUACACCUACCCACUAGGACCCAAGCAGCCCCUCACAGCUCCCCCGACCCAGCACUUUUCUCCUGGAAUCCCUACAGGUUUUGCAGCACCAAGGAUGGGGCCUCAGCCUCAACCUCACAUCCCACAAGCUACCUUUGGGCCCCAGCCCCACCAGCAGCCUCUGCCACUUCAGCACCCACAUCUGUAUCCACCCCAAGCCCCAGGACUCACGCCCACACAAUCCCCCUAUCCCUUUGCUCCUCAGCCUGGUGUCCUGGGGCAGCCACCACCUGCAGUGCACCCUCAGAUCUACCCUGGCCCCUCUCAGGACCCACUGCCCCCCCAUUCAGGAGCACUGCCUUUCCCCAGUCCCGGGCCACCUCAGCCUCCUCAUCACUCUCUGGCCUAUGGCCCUGCCCCCUCGCCCAGGCCUCUAGGCCCCCAGGCAACCCCUCUCUCCAUUCGAGGCCCCCCACCGGCCAGCCAGCCUUCCCCCAGCCCCCACCUGGUGCCUUCACCUGCCCCCUCUCCGGGGCCCAGCCCGGUCCCUCCACGGGCCCCUGCUGCAGAGCCGCCAUCUUGCCCGCGCCGGGGCGCAGCCACUGCAGAUCUGCUCUCCUCCAGCCCUGAGAGCCAGCAUGGUGGCACCCAGCUUCCUGGAGGAGGGCAGCCCCUGCUGCAGCCCACCAAGGUGGAUGCCACAGAAGGUCGGCGGCCUCAGGCCCUGCGGCUCAUUGAGCGGGACCCCUAUGAGCGCCCUGAGAGGCUGCAGCGGCUGCAGCAGGAGCUGGAGGCCUUCCGGGGCCAGCUGGGUGAUGCAGGGGCUCUGGACACUGUCUGGAGGGAGCUGCAGGAGGCCCAGGAGCAGGAUGCCCGGGGCCGCUCCAUUGCCAUUGCUCGCUGCUACUCCCUGAAGAACCGGCAUCAGGACGUCAUGCCCUACGACAGUAACCGUGUGGUCCUGCGCUCUGGCAAGGACGACUAUAUCAACGCCAGUAUGGUGGAGGGGCUCUCACCGUACUGUCCACCCUUAGUGGCCACUCAGGCCCCCCUGCCUGGUACAGCAGCUGACUUCUGGCUCAUGGUACAUGAGCAGAAAGUGUCCGUCAUUGUCAUGCUGGUGUCUGAAGCUGAGAUGGAGAAGCAAAAGGUGGCCCGCUACUUCCCCACGGAGAGAGGCCAACCCAUGGUGCAUGGCGCCUUGAGCCUUGCACUGAGCAGCGUCCGCACCACUGACACCCAUGUGGAACGGGUGCUGAGCUUGCAGUUCCGGGACCAAAGCCUCAAGCGCUCACUCGUGCAUCUUCACUUCUCCACUUGGUCUGAGUUAGGCCUGCCUGACAGCCCCAGCAAGCUGCUGCGCUUCAUCCAGGAGGUGCACUCACAUUAAAUAAACUAG